Messenger RNA from Capsella rubella, 1293 nucleotides. RefSeq names its product transcription factor HHO1. Lineage: Eukaryota; Viridiplantae; Streptophyta; Magnoliopsida; Brassicales; Brassicaceae. Gene Ontology annotation, biological process: regulation of DNA-templated transcription. The coding region runs from base 64 to 1116 and encodes 350 amino acids. The record is from RefSeq and is a predicted model, not a curated record. The transcript has 5 exons. Gene Ontology annotation, molecular function: DNA binding; DNA-binding transcription factor activity.
UAUAAGUUUAAUUUAUAUUUCUAAAACAAAGCUGGAUUUGUAUUGUUGUCCCUUAAACCAACCAUGAUUAAGAACUUAAGCAAUAUCAAGAAUCACAACCACAAACGUGAGUACAUCGAAGCUCUUGAAGUUGAACGUCGCAAGAUCAAUGUCUUCCAACGCGAGCUUCCUCUUUGCUUAGAGCUCGUUACUCGAGCGAUCGAGGCGUAUAAGAGGGAGAUAUCAGGGACGACGACAGAGAACUUGUACGGACAAUCAGAGUGCUCGGAGCAGACCACCGGAGAAUGUGGGCGCGUCUUGGAUCUGUUCAUACCUCUCAGACACUCUUCGACCUCCGUAGAAGAGGUUGACGAUAAAGAUGUUGAUGAUGAUGAGGAUGAUCAUCAACAUGAUUCUCAUGUAACCGAGACCGACAUAGAUUUCAGUGACAAGAACAUGAAAUCUGACUGGCUCAAGUCUGUUCAGCUUUGGAACCAAUCCGACGCAGUUGUGUCUAAGAGACAGGAGUGCUCACAAGAUAAUACGAAGUCGCAGGUGGAAGUGUUAAACAAAAAUGGCGGAGAAGAAAGAAAAAACAAUAACACCAAACUACCGGAGAAUACUAGGAAUGGUGAUCACGGAAGAGGGCAGAGAAAAAAUAGGCGAUGUUGGUCACAAGAAUUACACAGACGAUUCUUGAACGCUCUUAAACAACUUGGUGGUCCUCAUGUAGCUACGCCGAAACAAAUAAGAGAGCUAAUGAAGGUUGAUGGGUUAACCAAUGAUGAAGUCAAGAGUCAUUUACAGAAAUAUAGGCUGCAUGCAAGACGGCCAAGCCAAACAACACCUAACAACAGAGACUCUCAAACGCAACAUUUCGUGGUCGUCGGAGGAAUAUGGGUACCACAGACUAACCACUCCACGGGCAACACCAUCGUCGCAUCGGCUAAGACCACCCCCGGGAUAUAUGGGCCUAUGGUUAGUCCAUUGCCUUCCGAGUGGCCGAGCCAUUCCAGUUUUAGUAGGAUGAGUUCCGAAGAUAGAUCAAGAUGCUCUAACAAAGGAAGUCUUAGGUGUAGCUCAUCAGCGAUGUCUUCUUCUACUCGUACCAAGACGAAAGAUGCAAAAAUAUCAUAAAUUUUUGUAUAUUUCAAUUUUUGUGUUUUUUUUUAAUUAAAAUGAAGGAAAAAUUAUAGACAUUGAAAGAGUAGUGUAUAUAUAUAGAUAGAUGUUUGGAGUGAGACUAGAUCUAUAUAUCACUACUACACAGGAUAAAUGUAAUUUGGGUGUGUUGGAGAAGUAGUACAUUUUUGA